UCCAAUCACAGCUGAUCACAUGUAAACACGGAAAUGCCGCAUGUACACUGAUCAUCAGGGCACUGAUGAUCAGUGUGCCCUGAUGAUCAGUGUGGCCCCAGAAGUGCCACCUGUCAGUGCUCAUCAGUGCCACAUGCCAGUGCCCAUCAGUGCCACAUCAAUGCCACAUAUUAGUGCAUACCAGUGCACAUCAAUGCCACAUAUCAGUGCCCAUCUGAGCUGCCUUUCAUUGUCACCCAUCAGUACCAGUCAGUGCCACCUAUCAAUGCCAAUCAGUGCCACCUAUCAGUGCUGCCAAUCAGUCGCCUAUCAGUGCGCAUCAGUGCCAGUCAGU
Staurois parvus is the source of this 334-nucleotide messenger RNA. The record is from the annotation of a GenBank genome assembly. NCBI's taxonomy places the organism in Eukaryota, Metazoa, Chordata, Amphibia, Anura, Ranidae.